UUGACCACCUCGACGAAAACGGUCUCGAGACACUCCGAUCUCUCGACUUCAGAGUAUCAGGACUACAAAUGGGGCUUCGUAACCGACGUCGACACCGACCUUGCCCCGAAAGGUCUGAACGAGGACAUCGUCAGGCUGAUUUCGGCAAAGAAGCGCGAACCCGAAUGGCUUCUGGAAUGGCGCCUGCGCGCCCUGCGCUACUGGGAGAACCUCGAACGAAAUGAGGGAGACCCCACGUGGGCCAAGAUCAGCUACCCGCCGAUCGACUACCAGGACAGCUACUACUACGCGGCGCCCCGCGGCCAGGAGGACAGGCCGAAGUCACUUGAAGAGGCUGAUCCGGAGAUGCUCGAAGCCUUCGAGAAACUCGGCGUGCCGCUUUACGAACGGGAGAAGCUGGCCGGGGUGGCCGUGGACGCCGUUUUUGACAGCGUAUCCGUGGCGACUACGUACGAAUCUCAACUCAAGGAACUCGGCAUAAUAUUCUGCUCCUUCAAUGAAGCAGUGAGAGAGUACCCCGAGCUGGUCGAAAAAUACCUCGGCUCGGUCGUUCCCUACACCGAUAACUUUUUCGCCUCUCUCAACUCAGCCGCGUUCAGCGACGGCUCAUUUGCAUACGUGCCACCCGGAGUCCGGUGCCCGAUGGAACUCAUGACCUACUUCCGCAUCAACACGGAAGGCGCGGGUCAGUUCGAGCGCACGCUGAUAAUCGCGGAUGAGGGCGCUUACGUCAGCUACCUCGAGGGUUGCACCGCUCCGAUGAGACGAACGACUCAACUCCACGCCGCCGUCGUGGAACUCGUUGCGCUCAAAGACGCCGAGAUCAAAUAUUCGACUAUCCAGAACUGGUUCCCCGGAACAAAGGACGGCCAGGGCGGCGUAUACAACUUUGUGACCAAACGCGGGUCCUGCGAGGGGGAUAACUCAAAGAUCUCGUGGACCCAGGUCGAGACGGGCUCAGCCAUUACGUGGAAGUACCCCAGCGUGAUGCUCAAGGGGGACAACUCGACCGGCGAGUUCUACUCCGUUGCGCUGGCCAACAACUACCAGCAGGCCGACACCGGCACGAAGAUGAUCCACUUCGGAAAGAACACGAAGAGCACCAUCGUGGCAAAGGGGAUUUCGGCGGGCCACGGAAGUAACACCUAUCGCGGCCAGGUCAAGAUAAUGCCCGGCGCCGAAAACGCCACGAACCACACCCAGUGCGACUCCCUGCUUAUCGGAGACAAGUGCAGCGCGCACACCGUGCCGUACAUCGAGGUCAGAAACCCAUCCGCGCGGCUGGAGCAUGAGGCAUCGACGUCGAAGGUAAGCGACGACCAGCUCUUCUACCUGAUGUCCCGCGGCAUCUCCGAAGAGGACGCACACCACAUGAUUAUCACUGGCUGGAGCAGGGACGUGAUCAAGGAGUUGCCGUUCGAGUUUGCCGUUGAGGCCGGGCAACUGCUGAAGGUCAGUCUGGAAGGAGCUGUGGGCUAA
Messenger RNA from Geodia barretti, 1479 nucleotides. NCBI's taxonomy places the organism in Eukaryota, Metazoa, Porifera, Demospongiae, Tetractinellida, Geodiidae. The record is from the annotation of a GenBank genome assembly.